UUAAAACGCGUCGGCGGUGUUUCGUAGUCGUCGAGUAGCUGUCGCGAGAAGUGCAUCUACGUAGCUUUCCCGUUAACCGCUCGCCGGGAUCUGAUAGAAUUUCAAUUAGCCAGUGUGUCUAAAAUCGUGCACGGAACGGAACACUUUUCACGCAUCGAUCUAAUAGGCGAAACAUGUGCUUCGAUGACUACGAUUAUAUUUUUCCCAGCGAAUGCUUUAUAAUUCACAUCGAAUAAUGUAGCGGAUAAUGGAGUUGGCCGGAUUACAAAUAGAUAACUAGCAUCGCUGAUAAUUAAAACUGGACUGGAUUCGUAGACACAGGACAUUUACUUCCUAUACAUGAUGCGCAAUAAUAAGGAAAAUAGUAAGAGACAACCCCUGCACAGGCCAAUAAAAAUCACAACAAUUGGCGAUGGCACUGUCGGCAAAACGUGUAUGCUAAUCACAUACACGACAAAUGAAUUUCCCUCAGAGUAUGUGCCCACAGUUUUCGAUAACUAUGCAGGAACCAUAUACGUAGACGGGCAAGAAUACGAUAUGACUUUAUGGGAUACAGCCGGUCAGGAGGAUUACGAGCGGAUCAGGCCAUUAUCCUAUCCAAAUACCGACUGCUUCUUGAUCUGCUUUUCAGUGAAUUCUCGCAAUUCUUUUGAGAAUGUUGUAAACAAAUGGUAUCCAGAAAUUAAGUACCACUGUCCAAACACGCCUAUAGUACUCAUUGGUACGAAAGGAGACCUUAGAAACACAGAAAAUGUAGAUACAAUUUCACUGAAAGAUUGCAACAAGAUGAGAAAAAAAGUUAAGGCUUACAAGUACAUAGAAUGUUCUGCUUUGAAACGCGACAAUUUGGAAGACGUUUUUGUCGAAGCAAUUCGUGCCGUACUAAGGAAACCAUCGACUAAACUUUGUUGUACAUUUUGAAGAUUAAGUUACAAAGUAAUAUUUAUAACUAUCUGUAAUAAUUUUAAUAUUUAGAAGAAAUAUAUCGUUCCAAAGACUACAAUUUCUCAUUAUCUUAUUUAUAUAAAAAUUAAAAAAUAUUCUGUAAACGUGAGAUGCUUUUUACAUGAUUAUUUAAGUCAACGAUACUCGGUGUUUACAGUUGUUAUUUUGUAUAUACGAAACUAAUGUAAAUACCCAAAACGAAAUAUAUACAACUUGUACCACGUUCAUAUUUGUCACAAUUAUUAAUGCAAAUAUUUUAUUAACGUUUAGAA
Messenger RNA from Colletes gigas, 1217 nucleotides. Its product is annotated as ras-like GTP-binding protein RhoL. The record is from RefSeq and is a predicted model, not a curated record. Gene Ontology annotation, biological process: small GTPase-mediated signal transduction. The transcript has 6 exons. Bases 340 to 921 code for a protein of 193 amino acids. NCBI's taxonomy places the organism in Eukaryota, Metazoa, Arthropoda, Insecta, Hymenoptera, Colletidae. Gene Ontology annotation, molecular function: GTPase activity; GTP binding.